CAUGCACUGGGGUGGGCGUGUGUGUUUUUACCAGAGCAGGAGAAGCAGCAGGAAACAAUGGAAAACAGGAUCUGUGUUUUAUUGCUUGCCGACCUGGAAAAUAAACCUUGAAGAAAACGCAGCUUUCAAGUUUGGACAUUGAGCGAACGAAACGUUGCCACAGCGCAGCAGUGGCUUUUAAAGCAGGAAAAUAUGAAGUGAGUUGACAAACAAAGGAGCCACCACUACAGGAUGAGAUGUGAAACGUCUUCAAGAAACCAGAAGUCCAGUGGCCUUCAUUUGAACCCUUUUGGAUUUCUGCAGCUGACAAAAACAACGUAAAGUUUCUGACUUGUUAUGGUCAUGCAUCAAAAACUCCUCCUGCCUACGUCACGGACACUCCCACAAUGCAGCGGGGCUGCUGUUUUGGCCAGGGCCGUGGGAUCUAAGAUAACAUGUAAAGCGGAACUAUGGAAGCAACCAAACAUUAAUCCUGAGUGCACAACCUGUAGGUGGCCUGUCUCCCUGGUCAUCUUCUCUGUGCUGUUGGGGACAGGGAGAGGGACAAGAGCAGCUGGACAGGAGGGAUGGACGAGUCCAAAAGUGCGGUAAAAUCAGUCAAACUAUCUCAGCCGAGAGGAGCCAAGGCUCCGUCCAGCCAGAAGUCAAACAAAGAGGCUUCUGUUCAGCGAGAGGGGGUCAAGUCUGCACUUCGCAGCAAAGAAAACCUCACUGCUGCAAAGGAUGAGCGUAGCGUAGGUCAGGCGGGCCGCACGCCAGGCAACACUCUCCCUGACAGUCCUGUGGACAAGAAGAGAGGACGUCCCUCCAGACUGGCUCGACUCUCUGGGAGAACAAGUUCUAGUGAGAGCGGCAAAGGCAAAGACUCCCAUCAGCAGCUUGUGGCUCCUGAAUCCCAAAGUCCUCUUUCUGUAGACAACAGCAGCUCAUCGGCAAACCGAGGAACCACCUCAUCUCCCAUACCGUUUGCUCCUGAGAGGGGCCGCCAAGAGCAGGACCAGACCUCCGCUGGAGCCGCGGGAAAGGAAAAAUCCCAUGUCAUUAAAGCUGCAGCUCUGAUGCCUCAGUCUGCUAGAGAGGAUGCAGAGGUGAGGCCCGCCCUGGACGAAAAGCUCACAGAGCAGCAGCUGGGCCUCCGACAGGUGGAGGAGCGCCUCCACCGAGACCACAUCCACCGGCUGGUAAAGCAGUCUCCUGAGUACCCAAACUACCUUUACUUUUGCAAGCUCUGCUCCGUGCACAUCGAUAACUUCCAAGGAGCGUACAAACACAUCAAGGAGAAGAGACACAAGAAGAACCUGGUGGAGAAACAGGAGGAGAAUGAGCUGCUGGCCCUGCCGCCACCCUCCGCCGCCCAGCUCAGGGCUCUGGACUCGGCCGUGCUGGAAACCACCGAGCAGCACGGCGUCUCCGAGGAGGACCUGGACGUGCGAAAGGCUGCGGUCGCGAGGAUGGAGGAGAUCAUAAAGAGGCACCUCCCAGCUUGUUCCCUUCGCCUCUACGGAUCCUGUCUCACCCGCUUUGCUUUCAAAACGAGCGACGUCAACGUCGACGUCACCUUCCCUCCCACGAUGACGCAGCCGGAGGUCCUGAUCCAGGUGCUGGGGAUCCUGAAAAACAGCCCUGAAUUCACUGAGGUCGAGUCGGAUUUUCACACCAAAGUUCCUGCCGUCUUCUGUCGGGAUCGCGACAGCGGCCUGCUGUGUAAGGUCAGUGCAGGGAACGACGUGGCCUGUCUCACCACCAAUCACCUGGCAGCUUUGGCCAAACUGGAGCCCAGACUGGUUCCGCUGGUGCUGACCUUCCGCUACUGGGCGAGGCUGUGUCACAUCGACUGCCAGGCCGAAGGAGGAAUCCCGUCCUACUCUUUUGCCCUGAUGGUCAUCUUCUUCCUGCAGCAGAGGAAGGAGCCCGUCCUUCCUGUUUACCUGGGCCCCUGGAUCGAAGGCUUUGACGUGAAGCGCGUGGACGAGUAUCACCUGACUGGAAUUGUGCAGGACACGUUUGUGAAGUGGGAGAGAAGAAGUCCCAGCUCGGCGGAGGAACGGGGCGAGAACCGGAACGAAAGCAAAUCCAAGCCAGAACGAAAGAAAUCUGAAGAAGCUCGCGCCUCGCAGGGCCAGAGCCGUCUGACCCUGAACCCGGGGAGAGACGCGUCCCUGGGUCAGCUGUGGCUGGAGCUGCUGCGUUUCUACACGCUGGAGUUCGCUCCGGAGGAGUACAUCAUCAGCAUUCGCCUGAAGGAGCUCCUCUCCAGGGAGGUGAAGAACUGGCCCCGCCGCAGGCUCGCCGUUGAAGAUCCGUUUUCCUUGAAGAGAAACGUUGCACGAAGCUUAAACAGCCAGAUGGUGUUCGAGUACGUCCAGGAGUGCUUCCGCUCGGCGUAUAAAUACUUCGCCUCCCCUCAGAGGAAGAGCGUGGGAGGACAGCCGAGGAAGGAGGCGGCGGGGGCGCAGGUUGUGAGGAAAGGGGAGCGAUGUCUGAUCAGAGAGGAGGACAGGAGGAAGAGUGACACAAGUCAAAGAGGAAGGCAGGAGGAGGACGAGGAGUCGGACGGUGAAGAUGAAGAGGGUUUGGAUUCUUCCAGGAAAAUGGGGAAGAAGAUCCCGGGUGUUCGCCUCACGGCUGCGAGUGAUGGGAACAAGCCCUCCUCCUCCCCCAACGGGCUGCUGGACAGUGACGAAGAGGAGGAGAGCAGUGUUUCAGAGAAGGACGCCUCAUCAGAAGGUCUGCAUUAUGAGUUCAAUAAGAUGGUUUUAACCGGAGGCAAGCCUCCAGCUGUGGUCUGCAGCAUCUGCAAGCGAGACGGACACCAGAAGGAUGAAUGUCCCGAAGACUUUAAGAAGAUCGAGCUGAACCCUCUUCCUCCGAUGAACGAGCGCUUCAGGAACAUCCUGGAUGGACUCUGUAGACUCUGCUACUAUGAACUGUCGCCGUCUCACCUCGAGCAGCAGAAGAGGGAACAGAUUCUGGUCGGCCUGGAGAGGUUCAUAAGGAAGGAGUACAACGAUAAAGCUCAGCUCUGCCUGUUUGGUUCUUCCAAAAACGGUUUUGGUUUCCGUGACAGCGACCUGGACAUCUGCAUGACGCUGGAGGGUCACGACACCGCCGAGAAGCUGAACUGUAAAGACAUCAUCGAAGACCUCGCCAAAGUGCUGAAGAAGCACUCGGGUCUGAGGAACAUCCUGCCCAUCACCACAGCUAAAGUGCCUAUAGUGAAGUUUGAACACCGACAGAGCGGUUUGGAGGGAGACAUCAGCCUUUACAACACCCUGGCCCAACACAACACCAGGAUGUUGGCCACGUACGCGGCUCUGGACCCACGCGUCCAGUUCCUCGGAUACACCAUGAAGGUCUUUGCAAAGCGCUGCGACAUCGGAGACGCCUCCAGAGGAAGCCUUUCGUCCUACGCCUACAUCCUGAUGGUGCUUUACUUCCUUCAGCAGAGACAGCCAUCGGUUGUCCCUGUCCUGCAGGAGAUCUUUGAGGGGAAGACCGUUCCUCAGCGAAUGGUGGACGGUUGGAACGCUUUCUUCUUCGACAACCUGGAUGAGCUGCGCCAGCGUCUCACCGAUCGGCAGCCGAACACGGAGUCGGUGGGGGAGCUGUGGUUGGGCCUUCUACGGUUCUACACAGAAGAGUUUGAUUUCAAAGAGCACGUCAUCAGCAUUCGCCAGAGGAAACGCCUCACCACAUUUGAGAAGCAGUGGACCAGCAAAUGCAUAGCUAUUGAAGAUCCGUUUGAUCUCAAUCAUAAUCUUGGUGCUGGAGUGUCUCGCAAAAUGACAAACUUUAUCAUGAAGGCUUUUAUAAAUGGGCGAAAGCUGUUCGGAACGCCUUUCUUUCCCAUCCCGGGCACUGAAGUGGACUACUUCUUCGACUCGAAGGUGUUGACCGAUGGUGAGCUAGCGCCCAACGACCGGUGCUGCAGGAUAUGCGGGAAGAUCGGACACUACAUGAAGGACUGUCCCAAGAAGCGCAGAAUGAAGAAGAAGGAAAAUGAUAAAGAUGAAGACGCCAAAGAGGAGGAGCGGGAGCUGAAGGAUCGACGGUGUUUCCAGUGUGGAGACAUCGGCCACGUGCGGAGGGACUGUCCUGAGUACCACCACCUCAAGCAGAGGAGCGCCGGGCCGCCGGCUCCUCACAUGGUUCCAGCUGUGGCGAGCUCCCAGUCCAUCCCAAUCCCGCAGAGUAGCUCAGACGGUCCCGGCAGAAGCAGACAGCCUUCUGAAUGUUCUGAUAGUCGACAGACGCCGCCUUACUCCCCCCAGAGCUUGUCUCUGUCCUCCAGCUCGCCUCAGCCUUCCCACAACAAGACCGGUUCUGCCAGUCCCCAGAAGACGCCUCCCCACGCCCAGGUUCCAUUAUCUCUCUUUAGCUUUCCCACCGCCCAUCCGGGCCAGUACCACCACGGGACUCUGUCUGCUCUGGGGAUUCUUCCCUCCCCUCAAUCCCACCAGGCCCAGGGACAGGCUCCUCACCAGGUCCACAUCCCCCCCACUUCCUGGCCCAUCCACGGUCCGGUCCUUACGUCGUCCUCCGCCACCGCCACCUCCCCGGCCGGCCUGAAAUUUGCCCUGCGUUCGGUUUCGGGCAACGGGAGUCCCACAGGCACAGGGAACCCGAGCCCCAUGAACCUGAAUGACCCGAGCAUCAUCUUCGCCCAGCCGGCGGGAAGACAGCUGGGCUUGGGGGGGCCGGGCCGGGAAGGACACUGGCACAACCACCUGGCACAUCCUGGGUCUCUUAUGGGUAAUGGCACUGUUCUCAAGUCAGAGUCCGGCCAUCAGAUCCAGUUUGAAGGUGUGAGCCAAGGCUCUCGGUUAUGGGAGCACAACAAACCCCCCCAGUACACCCUCUCUCCAUCCUGGCACUACCAGAUACCCCAGAACUUCAUCCAGCAGGGAGCCGGAGACUUCCGGCCGGGGAAGAGCUUCAUGGCUCAAGGUUCUGUGGUGCAUCCGAACCCAAACUUCCCGCUGGUUCCUCAUGUCCGACACCCAGUCAAUCUGAACUUCAUCCAGCAGAAGAAAUGAUCUUUUUACUUUGGUUUUACGGUCAGUCACCAAUCAGAAAUCGGGUUCUCUUUGCAUCACCUGACCUCAAGAUUUUUAUCUUUUUUGUACAGUUUUUAUGUUUUAUUGUUUUUGGUCUCAUGACAUUGAUUUGUGAUACAAAUGUCAAAGUAUUUUAAUACCCCCGUUUUUGAGGGGGUCCAAAAGUGUUUUUAUUUUACGUGUAAAGUACGGAGGGACAAUGGAAACCUUUAUUUUUAUUAGCUGGAUUCAUACUUUGCUUGCUGAAGGUGAAGGUUUGAAUAGAUGUUUGUUUUAAAAACAAUCUAAUGUGUCGCCCCUGUUAUGUAGUGCCAAAAGCAGAAGUGAGAAGAAAAAAACAAACAAAAAUAAAUAAAAAAUAAAGAAAGCGCAAACGA
Molecule: messenger RNA, 5434 nt
Organism: Nothobranchius furzeri (turquoise killifish)
Lineage: Eukaryota; Metazoa; Chordata; Actinopteri; Cyprinodontiformes; Nothobranchiidae
Gene: tut4
Product: terminal uridylyl transferase 4
Cellular component (GO): nucleus
Molecular function (GO): nucleic acid binding; RNA uridylyltransferase activity; zinc ion binding
Source: RefSeq, a predicted model, not a curated record